AGGUCUUCAGUGAGAGACUAAACGUGAUCCCGCACGGUACGGUCACCGUAGCGAUCGAAAGUACACAGUGUACAUAUACCCUCCUUCCCUUCCCCGUAGACGCAACACGCAUAUUUAUGUAUAUACGCGACGCAUAUUUGUACACGAUCUAUAUUUUUGUACCAACGAUAAUAUAAUUAGAUGACUUUUUUGUAUCGUGAAAUACGUCCAACUGGCAGAAUCAUUGUGUAUAUAUACACAUAUAUGGUGCAUGAAAAGUGGUAGAACCGGCAGAGUCCACCGUUACCGAUGGGUAGGACGGAUAUGUCAAAAACGCUCAAUGCUUAUAGAAUUAAAAAAAUUGAGAACAUAGGCAGAAUGACGGCGAUGACGCAGGAGGAAAUUGUGGCUGGAGCACGGACCGUCGCACAAGGUCUGGAGGCUCUCCGAGUCGAACAUGGUGGUCUGCUACAAGGCCUGCAAUCUCAGGACGCGCCUGCCGCUCGGGACAAGGCUAGUCUGCUUUCUAAAAUCAUCGAGAUGAUCGACCUGGGCCUAGGCGAAGCGCAAGUGAUGCAAGCGUUAGCGAGUCAUUUGCAGAUGGUGGAAGCAGAAAAGCAGAAACUAAGGACGCAGGUGAAGAGGCUGUGCCAGGAGAAUGCUUGGCUCAGGGAUGAGUUAGCCGGUACACAACAGAAGUUGCAAGCGAGUGAGCAAGCCGUUGCUCAAUUAGAAGAAGAAAAGAGACACUUAGACUUUAUGGCCAGUAUGCGACAAUACGAUCCAGAUCCAUCAACAGAAGAUGAAAAUGCUAAGGAUCGACCAAAGGACGAUCCUGUGGUGGAUCUCUUUCCUGAUGAUGAUACGGAUGAUCGCAACAGCAAAUCUAUAUCUCCGACUCCGCCCUCGCAGUUUGCUCAGCAAGUGAAUGCUGGCUAUGAGAUACCGGCACGCUUGCGCACAUUGCACAACCUGGUGAUCCAAUAUGCGAGUCAAGGCCGUUAUGAAGUGGCGGUUCCUCUGUGUAAACAAGCUUUGGAAGAUCUAGAAAAAACCUCUGGCCAUGAUCAUCCUGACGUGGCAACCAUGCUUAACAUCCUCGCUCUCGUAUAUCGAGACCAGAACAAAUAUAAAGUGACCGACGCUCUAGCGAUUCGAGAGAAAACGUUAGGUGAAAAUCACCCCGCGGUAGCGGCAACGUUGAAUAACCUUGCAGUGCUGUAUGGAAAACGAGGAAAAUAUAAGGAGGCUGAACCCCUAUGCAAACGAGCACUAGAGAUCCGCGAAAAGGUACUAGGUCGCGAUCAUCCAGAUGUAGCAAAGCAAUUAAAUAAUCUGGCACUACUGUGCCAGAAUCAAGGCAAAUACGAAGAGGUGGAGCGUUAUUAUCAGCGAGCACUGGAGAUCUAUGAAGUUAAGCUAGGCCCGGAUGACCCAAACGUCGCUAAAACGAAAAACAAUCUAGCAUCUUGUUACUUGAAGCAAGGAAAAUACAAGGAUGCUGAGGUGUUAUACAAGCAGGUGCUUACUAGAGCGCAUGAGAGAGAAUUUGGCGCCAUCGAUGGUGACAACAAACCGAUUUGGCAGGUAGCUGAAGAAAGAGAGGAAAAUAAGCACAGAAACAAGGAAAACACACCAUAUGGCGAAUAUGGCGGUUGGCACAAGGCCGCGAAGGUGGAUUCUCCUACCGUUACUACUACUUUAAAGAAUCUCGGUGCCCUUUAUCGAAGACAGGGUAAAUACGAAGCUGCUGAAACGCUCGAAGAUUGCGCUUUGAGAUCUCGAAGAGAGCACGUGCAACAAGCAUUAGAACUGGUGAGUAAGGCACGGGUGGUACAGACGCUGUUAGGCGAUGACAAAAGCUCUACCAGACGUGGCUCGCGAUCCAGUCUGGCUAAUAGCGAACAUGAACAAAGUCAUGAAGAGGACUGGAAGUAUGCCUUUCGUGCGAAGUAAAGGAAACGUUCAUUGACGAGAACUACUUUACGAGAACUACAUUAGACUAUAAUCUCAAUGUGCGAAUGAUAAGAGACGAAAGGAGACUCUGCAUUGACGGAUGAUGAUGUUCGGAUCGUUCACAGCACACAUUCCAGUUACUUCUCUCUAAUGAAAAACUCACUGUUAUGCGAGCUAACUUGUUCUGGUUCUAGAUUUUUAUUCAUAGUUUCAUGUGGACAAUUUUACUAUUUGGCAUGAAUUAUUAUUUACUACGUUCUCAUUGUUUCGAAUGAUUAUAUGAAUAAAUCUGAAAGAUAUCGAGUAAUCGAAUCAAAAUUCAAAAGGAUCAUAAUUAUUUAAAUCGCGUACAUUUUUUUGUGCUUUUUUCGAUAACGCGCUUUGUCCUUCUAGCUAAUCCUGAUUAAUUUCAGCUUCAUAAUUGCGCGUGUGAUGAUAUAAAUAU
Messenger RNA from Mycetomoellerius zeteki, 2380 nucleotides. It is a transcript of the gene Klc, whose product is annotated as kinesin light chain. Gene Ontology annotation, biological process: microtubule-based movement. NCBI's taxonomy places the organism in Eukaryota, Metazoa, Arthropoda, Insecta, Hymenoptera, Formicidae. The transcript has 8 exons. The coding region runs from base 289 to 1935 and encodes 548 amino acids. The record is from RefSeq and is a predicted model, not a curated record. Gene Ontology annotation, cellular component: cytoplasm; kinesin complex. Gene Ontology annotation, molecular function: kinesin binding.